AUGAAGCGGAGCCGGGGCGGCGGGGAAUCAGCCGGUCAGCGUUUCUAAACAUGAGCAGCGCUGACUGACUCCUCUGAGUCUCUGUUUUACUGCAAUGGAGCCGAAACCAGAGGACCGGACCGCAGGAACCAGGUAUCAGCUGCUGGACCUGCCCUGGGAGGACAUCUUGGUGACGCAUGUGCUGUGUUACCUGCCUUUGCGGCAUCUGGUCAGCCUGCAGUGUGUGAGCAAGACUUUUCGCUCUCUUGUUCAGGUUUACCUGGCCAACUGUCGCACGUUCGACCCUGCACAGACAGGUCCUCGUAUUCCGAAGGAAGCUUUCUGCUCCAUGCUCCGCGACAACAAAGUCCUCCACAGCCUCUCUGUUCAUGGCUGCUCUGACUGGAUCACUGAUAAGGAGCUGCUGCCUGUGAUUGGUCAGAACCAGCUGCUGCUGCGCGUGGAUCUGCGCGGUUGCGUCCGGCUGAGUCGUCACACGCUGGUGGCCGUGUCUCUGAGCUGCCCGCGCCUGCAGCACCUGUGCCUGGCACACUGCGAGUGGGUGGAUAACCUGGCGAUGAGGAGCCUUGCUGACCACUGCCCGGACCUGCGCUCGCUGGACGUCACCGCCUGCAGGCAGCUGAGGGAUGAAGCCGUGUGUUACGCCGUGGGAAAGUGGCCUGAACUGCGCUCACUAUCUGUAGCUGUAAAUGCAAACAUAACGGAUGUGGCUGUGGAGGAGGUCGCCAAGCGCUGCAGGAACCUGGAGCAGCUCGACCUGACUGGGUGUCUCAGAGUGCGCAACGAGGCCAUCAGGACUGUGGCGGAGUACUGCCCUAAACUGCAGUCUCUAAAGGUGAAUCACUGUCACAACGUCAGUGAGUCCAGCCUGGGCGUUCUGCGAAGAAGGAAUGUGGAGAUUGACGUGGAACCUCCCCUCCAGAGGGCACUAGUGCUGCUUCAGGACGUGGUGGGCUUUGCCCCCUUCAUCAAUCUUCAGAUAUAGCACCCUCACAGGGUAUACGUGUACCACACACCUCAGGAUAAGAGUGCUAAGCUACCAUCAAUUGCACCUGUGCAUAAAAGUAAACAUUAGGCUAAGAGUCCUAAAUCAGCACUCCAUUCCUGAGACAUGUGGUACAUAUGAUCCCUCAACAAGUGGAGGUUCAAACAGGUUAUCUCGUCAUCCUUGGUCCAUUUGGAGCAGCUGUCUGUGCUGGCACACUGCAUUGUGGUGGAGGAUGUACUUGCAUAACAGACGCAUUUCAUAUUUAGUUUAGUGUUUUAGAGCAGGAGUGUUUGUCCAAAUCUGGUCCUGGAGCUCCUGGAACACUGUUAGUGUUAGAAUUGGGUCUGGUGCAUUAUUACAGAGGGCUUUCCAGGAUUAGAGUUUCACACACUGCUAUUUUAGGAAAUUUUAGCUCUUAUAUUGAAUACAAAAACAAAUCUCUAAAUUUUCAGAACACUUGAAUUUUGAAUCUGUUCUACUUGACGUUUGCAUGUGUAAAUGCAAAAUGUAAAAAGCUAAUUAUACUAUAAGAAUUUAAGUCCUAAAGAGUUGGAUUGCUUUAGAAGUCCGCUGGAUUUCCUUUAUGCUUUACUUUGUGGUGAACACAAAGCUUUGUAUAAUUUUGCACUAAUGAGAGGCUGAAUGAUUCCAGCUGCACUUUCCUGAGUAUCUGUUUGUGGCAUACAUUUAAACUGUACUGUACAGGGGUUUUAGGCAUCUGAGCACUAUAUUAUUAUAAAUCAUUUCUCACAGCAGUAAGAUGUAUACUAUGAAAACACUAGAUCCAAUAAGAAAAGAUGACGGCCAACACAAACACAGUAAAAAGAAACAAAAGUCCAAGACAAACAAAACUCCAGAUUCCAGAUAUCUCCCAGAUGUUCUCAGCUUCUCAGUGGAUGUGUUCAAUUCCAUCUGCAUCUCACCUGUUUUUCCUUAAUUAAAUAAUGAAUAAUCAAACUAAAUGUUUGGUGAUGCCUAUGGCUGUGACAGAAAUGAAACCCUGCUCCCUCAUUAGUAGUGCACUACAUAGGGGGAAAUAAUUUAGUUUACUAAGUAGUGCUAGAAACAAAAGUGAAUUAAUUUCUCUUCCUCAUUGUUAACAUGUGUAAGCAUCAGUCACAUAAACACAUAUGUAACUGGCUCCACACUAUAACUUUUUAAUUGUUAUUUAUGUUGUUUACAAACAUAAACCUUAAUUUAAUGAACUUUGUUCUCUGCAGUGAGUGGCUCAAAACUAUCGCUGACUUGUUCACUGAUCAAGCAUUUACACCCAUUAUCCAUUUUAUCAGGAGCACUGAUCACACAGGAGCAGUUUGCAGUUCUAUAAUUACAGUGCGUGUUGUGCUGAUACGAGUGUAUCAGACACAGCAGUGCUGCUGGAGUUCUUAAACACUCCAUCCACUCACUGUUCACUCUAUUAGACACUCCUACCUAUAGCUGCUCCACCUUAUAGAUGUAGUAAAGUCGGAGACAGUAGCUCUGAAACUGUUGCUGCACAGUUUCUGUUGGUCUUUUUUUAAUCCUUCAGCAACUCUUGUUGUGAUCUACAGCAUUUAAUAUAAAUCAUUUGUGCAUUGUUAUAUAUAGUAUAUAGAAGGCCAACUACCCAACCCACUCAUUAGGACUCCCCCUAUCACUAGUGAUGCCCCAACACACCAGGAGGGUGAAGACCAGCACAUGCUUCCUCUGAUGCAUGUAAAGUCAGCCACCGCCUCUUUUUGAACUGCUGCUGAUGCAGUAUUGCCGAGUAGCAUCACAGCGCGCUCGGAGGAAAGCGCAGUGUUCUGAUACAUCAGCCCACAGAUGCCCUUUGUAGUGAUGUGGGGAGAGAGCGCCAUCUACCCACCCAGAGAGAGCAAAGCCAAUUGUGCUCUCUCAGGGCUCUGGAAGCUAAUGGUAAGCUAUAUAAACGGGAUUCGAACCAGCAAUCUUCCGUUCAUAGUGGUUGCACUUAAGUUUGCUGGACCACUCGGAGCCUUGUAUGAGGAGAUCUUUGGAGAUGUUUUAAUAGGCACAGUGAUGUAAGAGCACCACUUUUUGUAUUUGUUCUAAUAUUAAUGUUUUACUAAGUGUGCGCAACAGUUACUGCCCUGAGAAGGAGCUUUUUCAUGCUAGUUUUCAGAGAUGCCUGAAACCUUUGCACAGUACUGUACAUCACCAUUAGAUUGUGAGGUGUCCCAGUGGUCAUGGGAAUACAGUAGAUGAGCACCUUCCACACUUUAUCCUAUAAAUAGACCCUCAAACCCUAAAACAAGCUGUUAUUUCUGCACUGUACAACUGCUACUAAAUAAUCCAGACCUGGUGGCUAUAAAGUGACAUAGUGAGUUUGUAUAGACCUACAGAGAUGUAUAUAUUUAUUUACAUCACAUGAGAUAAAAGCAACAUCCAGGACUGAAAACUGGAGUCAAGGUCCAGAUUUAAAGACUUAAACGAUAGAAGAGCCAAUUUUGGCUUCUUUAUGGGACCAAAAUUGUUUUCUUGUGAGGGAAAUAAAUGCGUAACUCUGAAACUUAGUCUUAGGGCACUGGAGCUGCAUUUUAAAGAUGCAAUUCUGAUGACUGAUAUAUCAUAAUAUCUUCUUAUCACAUUAUACCUGGUCAAUCCAUGUUAAUAGCAUCUGUAUUGUAUUUUGAUAAGAUUUUACCUGCAUACAUUUGCUCUCUGUAGUCAGUUGUGUGUUCCGUUAUUAUUUGUUUUAAAUGUUUCUGAGACCACUUCCUGAAGUGGUUCGAGUAAUCUGAUGUGUGUCUGUUUUAAACGCAUUACAGACCACCUUCUAAAGUGGUUUAAAUGAUUGGAUUAGUAUCUGUAUAAUGUUUUUCAAACCACCUCCUGAAGUAGUUUGAUUAAUCAGAUCAGAUGGUUUGAGAUCUGGAUUUCUAUUAGUUUUAAAUGCAUCUCUUCAGGUGGUUUGAGUGAUCAGAUUAGUAUGCAUUUUAAAUGCAUCUUGGGUGUGUUUACACUUGCAUUUUUAUGUGGUUUGGUCUUAAUCAGAUAUAAUCCUAAUGCGUAAGUUGCAUGAAUUGAUCAGGUGUAAACUGGGUCUUGGUUUAAUGGUUAAGACUCUGUUAUGUGAACCAUUUGACUUUGUUUACAAUGAAAAAAGGACGUUAACGCUGUUGAGGCCUUGACUGUGUUUGCCUUUAUAUCUAUAGCUGGGGUUCCUAUCCCUGGUCCCACAGGAACCUAUUCUCUGUACAUUUUAGAGUUUACCCGUAUAUUUAUUUUACCUUUAUAUAUAUUUAUUUUACCUUUUUUUUGGCAAUAAGAGCCUGGCUUUUAACACAUCUAGUCCUGAUAAUCAGCUCAAUCAGAAGUGAAGUCCAUUAAGAUCACCUAUUUCUUUUAGAAAGUGGCUAUUAAGAAUAUCAAACCUUUCAAAUCAUGGUUACUACUAAGUUGCUUUCACAAGUACAUUCUUAAAAACGAAGGUGCUUCGUACGGUUGUAUGAGCUAAGCCAUAGAAGAACCAUGAAACCAGAACUGUGUUUGUAAUUGAAAUGUGUGAUAACGGAACAAGAUCUGAACAAUCUUCUCUAUAUGUUAAAGUUAUUUAACAGUUUGAAAGGUUUUUCAGACUUUUAUAUCUUCAGUAUAAACAUGGUUCUUUUAGAGAUGAACUACAUGUAUGUGAGGUCCCAUGAGAAGUGGUAAUACCCACAGUUUCACUAUAUUGCACAUUGUGUUAUCAGACUGUUCAUUUGCUUUUUUUAUCUUGGUUUUUGUUAUUUGUAUGAUUCUGUACUCUUUUGUUAAGCACUAUUGUAAAAGAUGCCUCAUUGUCUUAUGCUGAAUAUUCUGUAUGAGAGAAUAUAUGAUCUAAUGCAA
This is a messenger RNA of Astyanax mexicanus (Mexican tetra), 4816 nucleotides long. RefSeq names its product F-box and leucine-rich repeat protein 15 (gene fbxl15). NCBI's taxonomy places the organism in Eukaryota, Metazoa, Chordata, Actinopteri, Characiformes, Acestrorhamphidae. The coding region runs from base 95 to 985 and encodes 296 amino acids. The record is from RefSeq and is a predicted model, not a curated record. The transcript has 5 exons. Gene Ontology annotation, molecular function: protein binding.